Cyphellophora attinorum is the source of this 1527-nucleotide messenger RNA. RefSeq lists its product as uncharacterized. Gene Ontology annotation, cellular component: cytoplasm. NCBI's taxonomy places the organism in Eukaryota, Fungi, Ascomycota, Eurotiomycetes, Chaetothyriales, Cyphellophoraceae. The transcript has 3 exons. Gene Ontology annotation, molecular function: tRNA adenosine(64)-2'-O-ribosylphosphate transferase activity. Bases 1 to 1527 code for a protein of 508 amino acids. The record is from RefSeq and is a predicted model, not a curated record. Gene Ontology annotation, biological process: charged-tRNA amino acid modification.
AUGACCGAAGGACUCGACACAUCGGACUCGACCGACGAAGAAGAAGAAAUCAACACAGCCAACCAAGGCACCCUUAACUGCGUACCAACCCCGUCUCAACGGCCCGCCACAGCAAAUUGGCACAUCUAUUACUACACCCAGGUCAAAGUUCCCAACAUCGCUGUCCGAUCUCUACGUCGAUCCCUUCAGCUCAUCUCGACUCUCGCUCUACAAAACCCUGGGCCAACUCCACCACUCAACCCUCUCCCCCCUCCCCCGCCUCCGCUCCAUCCUGCAGGCUCCCACUUCAUCACCCGUCUCCACCACCACACCUCCCUGCCCCUGAUCUCCAACGAGCGCUGCGGCUCCUGGUACAUCCCACCCGCCCUAAAAUCCGGGUCUGCGUACUUCAAGAGCACGGACGGCCAUGUCGGACAGUGGGCGUUUAGUCUACGACGGCUGAAUUUGGAGUUAUUGAAGGUGCUGGGGAGGGAGGGUGGGGCGGCGUUGGUGGAUAGUACGCGGAGGGGGAAGGCGAUGCCGGAUGCAUUGAGGCGGACGGUGGUCAUUUGGGUGGCGGUGGUGAAUCGGGUGUUGUUUGGGGAGGGGGUGGAGGUGCAGACGCUGGAGGGGGAGGAGGGGUUGACGAGGAGUGAAAGGAGGUUGGUUGAGGGGAGGGUGGAGGGGUGGUGCAAGGAUUUUAGGAAACUGGGACUUGAUAUUGAGGCAUUGAGGGAGAUGUUGAAGAGGCCGGUGAGGUGUGUUUGGGCGGUGAAUGGGACGUGGGACUUCGAACAAGAGUUUGACAAGGGGACAUAUGCGAGUGCUGGACAGAAUGUGCUCGUUCUGGCAAGCGCAAGCAGGCGAGUCAGAGGGGCGGAGAUGAGUGAGGGUGGGUAUAUACAAGGUGCUGCUGACGAUGCUGAGGGUUGGAGCAGGGGUCUAACUGCAAGCUUGUGGUGGGAGAACUCGGAGCGAUUGUUGGCAGCUGAUGCAGCAGAUGUCGAGGGCAUGAUUGAUAAAAUUGUGCUUGCGCAGAAGCUCGCACAGCUGAAGAGUCAUGGAGGAGAAAUUCAGAUUCGGAAGGCGCCCUUCGUCUUCAUUGCCAAAGGGCCGAGAGCAGACGCUUGUGAUUGGGACCUCAUCAUCGACUGUCAUGGCAAGGACGAGACCUGGAGCGAGGACAAGAAGGUUCUGCAUCUAAGAUGCAGAGAGGGAAAGCUCGGGAGUAAGGAUCUUCGAGAGAAGAUCACCAUGGCUGUAGCUGCUGGUCGUGCAGCAUUAGUUACAGGGGGCAGCCGCAUUCUCAUAACAUGCUCGAAGGGAACAGAUCUUAGCGUGGGAGUCGCUCUUGCCUUGAUUUGUAUGCUGUACGAUGACAAUGGUCAAAUCCUUACCCCAGAUACGGACAUCACACGGCUGGACCACAUCGACAAGCUAAUGGUUAAGAAGCGGCUGGCUUGGAUCACAGAAUCCAAACCUGAUGCGAACCCGUCCAGAGCAACGAUGCAGGCUGUCAACUCAUUUUUGAUGGAGCGGCCGAGAUGA